AUGCCACGCUACCAGAAACUCAUCAACGAGGACAGCACCAUGGAGACGUCCACGCUGCCCCAACAGAAGCACUCCAAGCAGCCGCAGGUGGAGCACCAGCUGCAGCAUCGCCAUCAGUACCAGCAACAGCCCCCGAACGUGGGCUACCAUCUGUAUCUGUAUCGGCAGCAGCUGGCGCGCCGCAACGUGGAGUACAUGCGCCUGUCCAAGGCCAAGUACUGCAUCACGGACACCCUGCUGGCCAAGACGGUGCGCAACCUGAAGGCCUGCACCGUGGACGAGCUGAAGACGGUCAACAAUCAGAUUGUGUUCCGGCACAAGCUCAAGCAUCAGAUCCGUCGCCUGCGCAAGCUGCAGUUUCUGGGCAUUAAGAACGCCAAUCCACAGAUGGAGAGCACAGAGCUGUGA
Molecule: messenger RNA, 408 nt
Organism: Drosophila persimilis
Lineage: Eukaryota; Metazoa; Arthropoda; Insecta; Diptera; Drosophilidae
Exons: 1
Coding region: 1-408 (135 amino acids)
Source: RefSeq, a predicted model, not a curated record